This is a messenger RNA of Abrus precatorius (Indian licorice), 1668 nucleotides long. RefSeq names its product endoglucanase. Gene Ontology annotation, molecular function: hydrolase activity, hydrolyzing O-glycosyl compounds. Gene Ontology annotation, biological process: carbohydrate metabolic process. NCBI's taxonomy places the organism in Eukaryota, Viridiplantae, Streptophyta, Magnoliopsida, Fabales, Fabaceae. The coding region runs from base 1 to 1548 and encodes 515 amino acids. The record is from RefSeq and is a predicted model, not a curated record. The transcript has 8 exons.
AUGGGGUACUAUUUGGUUGUGAGUGGUGUGUUCUUCUUGUGUGCCAUGGUUAGUCACAAUGGACUAGCCAUGAUGGAUGAGAAGUUAACUGGUUCCUCAGCUAAUUAUGACUAUGCAGAUGCUCUUGGCAAAGCCAUCUUGUUUUUUGAAGGACAACGCUCAGGGAAGUUGCCCACCAGCCAACGAGUCAAGUGGAGGGGGGACUCGGCUCUCUCUGAUGGCAAACUUCAAAACGUGAAUUUGAUUGGAGGAUACUAUGAUGCUGGUGAUAAUGUCAAGUUUGGAUGGCCAAUGGCAUUUACAGUCAGCUUAUUGAGUUGGGCUGUUGUUGAGUAUGAGAAUGAGAUAUCUUCGGUGAAGCAACUUGGCAAUCUCCACACUGCUAUCCGCUGGGGCGCAGACUUCAUAUUGCAAGCCCACACUUCCCCAACCACGCUCUAUACGCAGGUGGGGGAUGGAAACGCAGAUCACCAAUGUUGGGAGCGCCCGGAAGACAUGGAUACACCAAGAACAGCCUACAAGAUCGAUGCUAAUUCCCCAGGAACUGAAGCUGCAGCUGAGUCUGCUGCUGCUCUAUCUGCUGCUUCAGUUGUCUUCAAGAAAAUAGAUGCCAAUUAUUCCUCCACGCUGUUAAGCCAUUCAAAAUCACUGUUUGAUUUUGCAGAUAAGCAUCGAGGCUCUUACUCGGGUUCUUGCCCAUUCUAUUGCUCGUACUCAGGUUACCAGGAUGAACUGUUAUGGGCUGCUUCUUGGCUAUACAAGGCCAGUGGAGAAAGCAAGUACUUGAGCUACACCAUAGGAAACCAAGGUUGGAAUCAGGCAGUGUCUGAAUUCAGCUGGGAUAACAAAUUUGUUGGAGCUCAGACAUUACUAACGGAGGAAUUCUAUGGUGGGAAGAAAGAUUUAGCCAAGUUUAAGAGUGACGCUGAAUCAUUCAUAUGUGCAGUGAUGCCCGGAAGUAGCUCUCUACAGAUUAGAACAACACCUGGUGGGCUUCUGUUUACUAGAGACAAUAGUAAUCUGCAAUAUGUCACGAGCUCCACCAUGGUGCUAUUCAUUUUCUCUAAAAUCCUAAACAAAUAUCAUAUUGAUGGAGUCAAUUGUGGCUCGGCGCAUAUCACCCCUUCUGAAAUUAGAGCCUUUGCAAAAACCCAGGUGGACUACAUACUAGGAAACAAUCCCAUGAAGAUGUCUUACAUGGUGGGAUUUGGGAGUAAAUACCCUAAACAAUUACACCACAGAGGCUCAUCCAUCCCUUCGAUCAAAGUUCAUUCGGCCAAGGUGGGUUGCAAUGAUGGUCUCUCGGAGUAUUACUCUUCUGCUAAUCCAAAUCCCAAUACUCAUGUGGGUGCCAUUGUUGGAGGCCCCAAUUCAAAUGACCAAUUCAGUGAUGCAAGAUCUGACUAUUCUCACAGUGAACCUACCACCUAUAUGAAUGCUGGUUUCGUGGGUUCAGUGUCCCCUUUGCUUGGUGAAACGACCCAAACCAAACCAAGGACACUGCAGUUUCCCCAGAUAGAUGGUAGGGAGAUUAAUCAAGCUGAUUAAUGUAAUAUAAUCCCUGAUUAUGUGUCAGAUUGAUUAAGCCGAUACUAAUUAUUACCCCGCCAUAUCCAUGUUAAGAAGAAUUUCACGUAGAAAUCCAUUACAUGUGAACUAGCCAGUAGC